Brienomyrus brachyistius is the source of this 2762-nucleotide messenger RNA. RefSeq names its product prostaglandin E synthase 3-like. NCBI's taxonomy places the organism in Eukaryota, Metazoa, Chordata, Actinopteri, Osteoglossiformes, Mormyridae. The coding region runs from base 250 to 729 and encodes 159 amino acids. Gene Ontology annotation, biological process: protein folding; telomerase holoenzyme complex assembly; telomere maintenance via telomerase. Gene Ontology annotation, molecular function: prostaglandin-E synthase activity; Hsp90 protein binding; protein-folding chaperone binding. The record is from RefSeq and is a predicted model, not a curated record. Gene Ontology annotation, cellular component: cytosol; nucleus. The transcript has 8 exons.
GAGUUUCUCCCUGAAUGAGACCAAAAAGAAGCUCUAGAAACGUCCAGCUCGAGGUUGCCUCCUGCUGCUGCUGCGUCACAGCAUUGAAACGAGGAGGGCAGACGCGCGAGUCUCUGAACGAGAUUAGCUACGGAUAUUUUGUUUGUUUUGCUGAUAUAUCUCACCGUUUUACGAAAUACGGAAAAUCACACGGAACGGUGCUCCAGGGAAAUACGGGGAUCGGGGAGCUAAGAAUAAGAUAGUUACGAGAUGCUGCCAGCAACUACGAAGUGGUAUGAUAGGCGGGACUGUGUUGUUAUUGAGUUUUGUGUCGAAGACAGUAAAGAUGUCAAGGUGAAAUUUGAGAAAUCAAAGGUGAAUUUUAUCUGUCUUGGUGGAACAGAUGGACACAAACAUCAAAAUGAGAUUGACCUUUUUGAAGUUAUUGAUCCAAAUGAAUCCAAGCACAAACGGACGGAUAGAUCUGUACUGUGUUAUUUACGAAAAGUUGAAUCUGGGAAGUCCUGGCCAAGGUUAACAAAAGACAAGGCAAAACUAAAUUGGCUUGGUGUUGAUUUUAAUAACUGGAAGGACUGGGAAGAUGAUUCAGAUGAAGAACUUUCUAGUUUUGACCGUUUCUCAGAGAUGAUGAACAACAUGGGGGGGGAAGACGAACUGCCCGAUGUGGAUGGUGCAGAUGAAGAUGAAUAUGUGGACAGUGAUGAUGAAAAAAUGCCUGACCUUGAAUGAAGAUGGGAUUCCUUAUUACUGCUGGAAGAAUUUUUUUAUCUGAAGAACAAACUAUAGGCAAAAGCUAGUAAACCAUUGCACUUUUUAGAAGUUUACAGCAGUCGUAAAAUAGCUUCACCGAGUGUGGAUAUGCAAACCUAUACAACCCUGUCUUUGGCCAUUGACAGUUCAGUGCUUUAUUGUUAAUCUGCAAGGACUGUUUCCAGGAUGUCCAUCAACCAAAAAGCACCAGUUUUGAUGAAACAAAAAGACAGAUUAGUCUGAAGCUGAGUUAUCCAUAAAUUAAGCCUCACCCCCUGUGUAGUAGUGACACAAUGGCAGCAGCAAGCAUUAUAGUCUUUAGUAAACUGUUAAUUUUCUAAACUGAUUUUUUUUUUUUGUAACGUUCACUCUAUGUUUCCAGUAAUUGCAGCUGUGAAGCAGGUUUUUAAGUAUUUUUUUCCUGCUUUUGUUAAGUUACAAAUAGUCUUCUGAGAAAUGUUAGUAUUUCACUAUUUUGGUAUUUAAAGUGAAUUGGUAUUACUUUUAGGGGAGAUGUUUGCAGUCUUUCAUGAUAAACGCCUUUCACAGUUGCGUUUAUGACAGGCUAUUUAUUUUGCUUUUUUGUAACUUUUUUAAAACAUGACAUUUUUAGUUACAUUUUAUUACUCAAGGAAAAACAGGGGGGGUAUCCCAUCAAUAUCGCUAAACUAAUCUGUGCUUAACUGAAUUAGCUUGUUUUGAAUUAGUGUUGAUUCCCACUGAAAUGUCAAGCCAUUCUAUGAAAACAAAUUGGCCACAACUUGUUCAUGUUAACUCAAGCCAUGAUUGUUGAAGCCCUUGUCGUGCAUUUAUGCAGCCCUGAACCGACGAUUGUCGAUAUGAACAGUGAUAUCACAAAAAGAAGGCGAAACGAGAGCAGUGAUCAAUCCCCACAGGCAAGCAAACGCUGCUUAUGUAGAUAUGUGGAUUACAAGGAUGUAAUCGCAGGAAAUAAGGUAACACUACUAUUAAUAAGGCAAGUGAGGUGACAUGGAAAGAUUCCAGCUAAAUGUGUAAGUAGCUGUUCCUGUCACUGAACUGGUGAAGCGAAAUUCAUGAAAUUCAGAAAUGCAUAUAGCACAGGUAAAAUGUUACGGACUUUUUCAUUGAGUGCUAUAGUAAAAGAACAAUAUACAAUCAUAUUUCAUACUAAGUCGCAUCCUGUGCUUGGUGGUCUCUGAGGAGGUGGUGCCCAGAUCCCCAUAUAGUUAAUCCAACCCUUUUGGUUUUGUUGUAAAAAGGAUCUUCCUCACUGAUAAUGCUGUAUCGGCUAAAUAGGCUACAGAUUUUUUUCCUCCUCAUCGUACGCUGACACAUGUAGGUCACUUUAGAAGUGUCCCAUACUAUAGCAACGUCUGUCCUAUUUUCUAAAAUAAUCAUGACAGGUCAACACGCGUGUGUGGAGCGUGUGCUUCGACGUCGAGUCAAAAUAGGGGGGAAAAAACUGCCGGUUUUACGGGAUUUCGUUUCUGCCGGGUGGGACUCAUUUGCCACAAAGCUAGACUAUGUUUGGAGUUGACCUGCUACAAAGCUGCUACUUAAUAUAAUGAUAUUGAUCAAAAUAAACCAGGCUUUUCAUUUUGCGAUCUUGAAGGAAUAAACCCCAGGUAUGAAGAAAGUAAUUCCACAGGUAAACAAAGUGGUGCACAAAUGCAAAAAGAAACCUGAUAUUUGUGUGACCCAUGAACAACUUCAAAUUUUUUGAAUUUGCUGUACUUUUUUUUGUCAAUCUUAAAGUAGAAGGAAAUUAAAACAAGUAAUUUUACUCUGGACUUUAGUUUGACAGGUGCAGUGUUUUUGUCUUUCUAAUAAAAUGUAAAUAUAUUUGCUUUCAUGCACUAUGCCCGUUUUAAAAUGGUCUUUCAGCUUGUGUGUGAGGGCAUUGUUACAUUAUAUAACAAUAUGGAAGAAGUUUAAAAAAAAAAACAAUUGAUUAAAGGGGUAUCAGCCCUUUUACAGAGCUAACCGAAACUCUUGGGACACGUGUUUAAUUAAAAAAUGUGGCAAAUUUA